This is a messenger RNA of Trichoderma atroviride IMI 206040, 523 nucleotides long. RefSeq names its product mitochondrial 37S ribosomal protein bS16m. Lineage: Eukaryota; Fungi; Ascomycota; Sordariomycetes; Hypocreales; Hypocreaceae. Gene Ontology annotation, biological process: mitochondrial translation. Gene Ontology annotation, cellular component: ribosome; mitochondrial small ribosomal subunit. The record is from RefSeq and is a predicted model, not a curated record. Gene Ontology annotation, molecular function: structural constituent of ribosome.
AUCAGAUUUCGCUCGCGGUCCCUCACUUCAGCCAUGGUCGUCAAAAUCCGCCUCGCCCGAUUUGGGCGCCGAAACUCCCCCUUCUACAACAUUGUCGUAGCUCAUGCUCGUACUGCGCGCAACUCUCGUCCUCUCGAGGUCAUCGGCACAUACGACCCCAUUCCGAAGCCCGACCCCUAUGACAACUCUGGCAAGCUACACAAGGACAUCAAGCUCGACUCGCAGCGUGCAAAGUACUGGAUUGGUGUCGGCGCUCAGCCCACGGAUACGGCGUGGCGGUUACUGUCCAUGGUGGGAAUCCUGCCAAAGAAGCACUUUGCUCCAAAAGAAAGCGAGACCAAGGGUAGCGUUAAUGCUGGCGACGUGAAGAUUCGGUAAAAGUCUACGGAGGGGGUGAUCAAAAGCGACUGUGGAAAAUAUGGAUGUGCGGCUGAUUGUAUAUGUAUGAUAUGUGUUUUGGGCAUUUCAAUGGCGUCAGGUAUGGAUUUUAUAGAGGGACAAAUACCAUAACGAGUGUAUUAUA